Molecule: messenger RNA, 2088 nt
Organism: Vicugna pacos (alpaca)
Lineage: Eukaryota; Metazoa; Chordata; Mammalia; Artiodactyla; Camelidae
Gene: TERF1
Product: telomeric repeat binding factor 1
Biological process (GO): telomere maintenance via telomerase; negative regulation of telomeric D-loop disassembly; negative regulation of DNA replication
Cellular component (GO): chromosome, telomeric region; nucleus; nuclear telomere cap complex
Molecular function (GO): double-stranded telomeric DNA binding; microtubule binding; protein homodimerization activity
Source: RefSeq, a predicted model, not a curated record
CUCCCGGCGCUGGAAAGAGCAGAAGCCGCGCGAGCGAUUUAACAUGGCGGAGGACGCAGCCUCAGCGGCUCCGAGCCCGCGAGGGCGUGCUGACGGGGAGGAUGCGGGCCCCUCGGAGGAGCGGACGGUGGAAACGGCGAGAGAGAAUCAGGAACAGUUUGAGUGCCAGGAACUGCUCGAAUGCCAGGUGCAGUUGGAGGCCCCAGAGGAAGAGGAGGACUCGGGCCUGGUAGCUGAGGCCGAGGCGGUAGCUGCCGGCUGGAUGCUCGAUUUCCUCUGCCUCUCUCUUUGCCGGGCCUUCCGUGACGGCCGCUCCGACGACUUCCACCGGACCCGCGACAGCGCCGAGGCUAUUAUUCAUGGACUGUCCAGUCUAACAGCUUAUCAACUGAAAACUAUAUACAUAUGUCAAUUUUUGACAAGAAUUUCAGCAGGAAAAGCCCUUGAUGCACAAUUUGAAAUUGAUGAACGAAUUACACCGUUGGAAUCAGCCCUGAUGAUUUGGGCUUCCAUUGAAAAGGAACAUGACAAGCUUCAUGAAGAAAUACAGAAUUUAAUUAAAAUUCAGGCUAUAGCUGUUUGCAUGGAAAAUGGAAAUUUUAAGGAAGCAGAAGAAGUCUUUGAAAGAAUAUUUGGUGACCCAAAUACUUGUACGCCUUUAAAAAGGAAACUGCUUAUGAUAAUCUCUCAGAAAGAUACAUUCCAUUCCUUUUUUCAACACUUCAGCUACAACCACAUGAUGGAGAAAAUUAAGAGUUAUGUGAAUUAUGUGCUAAAUGAAAAAUCGUCCACCUUUCUAAUGAAGGCUGCAGCAAAAGUAGUGGAAAGUAAAAGAGCAAGAACAACUUCUCAAGAUAAAUCUAAUGGUGAUGAUGUUGAAAUGGAAACUGAAGCUAAUUUGGAUAUAGGAAAAAGUGUUAGUGACAAACAGUCUGCGGUAACUGAAUCCUCAGGGGAUACAGUAUCCUUAUUGAGGUCUCACAAAAAUCUCUUAUCUAAGUUGAAACGUGGAAGCCAACAACAAGAUAUUAAUAAGAAAGAGGAAAGAGGGGAAACUCUUCAGAGUGGACGAAAGGAAAAAGAAAAUAGUAGGCGAGCCACUGAAAGCAAGAGAAUACGUGUUUUAAACAGUCAGCCUGUAACUCCUAAGAAAUGUCAAUCUAGGAAAAGACAGGUGUGGCUUUGGGAAGAAGACAAAAAUCUGAGAUCUGGUGUGAGGAAAUACGGAGAAGGAAAUUGGUCUAAAAUACUGUCCCAUUAUAAAUUCAACAACCGAACAAGCGUCAUGUUGAAAGACAGAUGGAGGACCAUGAAGAAGCUAAAACUCAUCUGCUCCGACAGUGAAGACUGAGUGUGCUUGCAUAGCUUGAUGAAAUGACAGUUAAAUAUUUUGAUCACUGCAUUUUAUUUGAAACUUGGUGGUCAUUAAUCUAACUUAAAAUUUUGUUUAAAGCAUUACAGUAUUUUUCUCGACACAGUCAUUUAAUAAGAGGAUUUGUGCUGCAAGAGUAAGAUUGUAUGCCAUCAUUGUAUUCCUUAAGAGUCUUUUACUUUGGUAAAAAAUAAAUUUGUUGAACCCUGAUAUUUUCAAUACUCCUACUUCCAGACCUGUUCCAGUAAAAAAAAAAAAAGGAAACUUUGUAGGAGAAGUGUAUUGCUUUUAACCCCUUUGUGUCUGUAGGCUGACUUCAACUCUGUAACACACAUAAAAGUGAGAUAUCUGAAUCAGUGAAUAAUAAUUAGGCCUUUGCCACAAGGGAUAAUGAAUUGAUUUAUGGCCUUAAUAUUUAAUUACUAAGACAUUUGUUUAUAGAAUGAUAAAUGGGCAGAGUAAUCUGAGUUAUUACAUAUUUAAAUUUUCCUUUUAGUAGUUUCAUAUAAAGGGAAAAAACUUGAGAACAAUACCCAUAGGACAAGGUUUAUAAUAUUACUGAGAAUAGCUUAGGUCUCAUUUAGGUACAUUUGCUUUUUGUUUUAGUUGAAACUUUGACAAAGAUGGUUGUAAGUAAAGCUUACUAACACAGCAUUAUAAAUCAACUGUACUUGCAAUAAAAAAAGUUUUUUAAAUAAAGCUUUUUUAUAACCUGA